Molecule: messenger RNA, 1981 nt
Organism: Myxocyprinus asiaticus (Chinese sucker)
Lineage: Eukaryota; Metazoa; Chordata; Actinopteri; Cypriniformes; Catostomidae
Exons: 8
Coding region: 1234-1797 (187 amino acids)
Biological process (GO): proteolysis
Molecular function (GO): cysteine-type peptidase activity
Source: RefSeq, a predicted model, not a curated record
UUUUUUACUAUAUAGAUACUAUAUAGAUACACAUUAUUCAAUAAAAAUUAAAAUAUAUAUGAAAAAAGUAUAUAUAUAGAAUGUACAGUAUUGUACUGUAUUGACAUUCAGGCUGUCGGUUGAUAGUCAGUUGUUAAGAGAGACAUAAUAUAAUGACAGUAAUAUAAUUUAUGACAGUCCGGUGUGAGAUAAAAGAGUAAUAAAAUGCAGGGAUGAUGUAUUUUGAUCGUGGGAGAUCAAGAGUUCAGAAGUCUGAUUGCUUGGGGGAAGAAGCUAUCAUGGAGUCGGCUGGUGCGGGUCUUGAUGCUGCGAUACCGCCUACCUGAUGGUAGCAGUGAGAACAGCCCAUGGCUCGGGUGGCUGGAGUCUCUGAUGAUCAGACAACCCAGAUGAGACAAUUGCUGAAUUUGGUAACACUGUCCUGAAAAAGAAAGAUUUCUGGACUCUGGGUCUCAAUGAGCAGUUGGAAGCAACAGUGAGUCGACAUAUAUUAACUUAGAAACAAAUGUCACUGACUGUUUAACUGUAACAGUUUUCUUUAAAACAUAUUUGCAGAUUGCAAACAGCUGUCUUGAGGUGAUUGCAUCGGUGGCUAAGGAACAGGGAAUGGAUGUGUGCACAGCUAAUGCAUAUGUUGUGGUUACUUGGUUACCUCCAAAUAAUGUGGACCCAACAUUGUCAUUUCCAGAUGGCAUUGCAUUCAAAGAUUCAAUUGACUUUCCUGCUUGGAAGCCAGGACACUGGAUGUUGUGUGUAAGUUAUUUGGAAUUUGGUUACUAAAUGGCAUUGUUGUCUGUAAAUUGGCUGCAUUUGUCUUGUCACAAUUCAGAAUUACCAUUGCACUAUUCAAACCUAAUAACACUGUAUUUUCCAGGUCAUGAAACCGAAAGAUAGACAAAUGUACUUCUUAGAUUCAACCAAUCCCUAUGGGUUGGGUGAUGAGCGAUAUGUGCACAUUUUCAGGUUGCUUAAAUAAACAUAGAUGUGAAAAUGUUCAUGGCUCUCUGUUCAUGGUUCACUGUUCAAAGUUUGCCUUCAAUUGUGUAUAAAGCUUACUUAAUGGUUAUUUGCAUGUUUGCAUGAUGUUCUGAAUUUGCAAGCUGUGACAAUUGUUUUAUACUCUGAAAGACCCAGUAACUGGGGGCUACUGUUUUUGCAUGGAUUCAUUGAUUCAUACGAAUUUUGUAUGUUAAUAAAAAAAAAAUAUUAUUUGUAUAUUUCUGUUUUAGUAAGAUGACGGCUAAAAUUGCACCUGGCACAUGGAUGCUAUUGAAAAACAAGGAUGUCCCCCAGCAGAUUGGCAGUGUGGACUGCAGAGUCUUCAUGUUGAUGUAUGCUCUACACGUUGUCUUGGGAGCCCCUUUUGAUUUUAUAUCUCAUGACCUGCCAAAUAUAAGGAGAUGGUGGGCACUAAUUCUCCUGGAGAACUUUGGGGUUUUCUCUGAAAGGACAGAAAACCUCCAGAAGACUACAAGCUACGACCAAGGAGAGCUACCUGGAGAACAAGCUACACCAAGCAGCUGUGAGGAACUCUGCAUAAUCAGACAAUCAAAACUGGCUGUAAAAUGGAUUCAUGCCAACAGACAUGUGUUCAGGGGCCCCAUGGAAGAGCCCCUUUUCCUCCAUAUGGAAGAGGAGGACAAGGAAAUGGCCUUCCAAAAUCUUCUGACACAAGUGGAAGGUUACAGAGGGGCAUUUAAAUUUUGCUUCACAUUCAGGGAAGACAUGGAGUCUUUUUUGUCUGAAUGCCAUGACAAAAUGGGACUGAGAGUAAACUGUUCUUUCAAAGAGUAUUAAGUUGAUAUUUUGCUAUUUAUUAUUUCUGUCAAAAGUGUACUUCUAAGUUUUAAAUUAUAAUUUUAGUUAUAUUUUUGUUGUUAAUGUCUUUUUAUAUGAGUACAUGUUGCACAUUUUUCUUUAAUGUUUAUUUUGAAUUUCAAAAUAUAAAGUAUAUUUGACAUUAAAUGUCCAUUCUCUGUGU